GCAGCAUGUCGCUGAAUGCCUGGGAGUGGGAGGAUGAGGACCCGGAGAGCAUAGAGCCCAUCUCCUCCAUCACUAGCCUUUACCAGUCCACGAGUGAGUGUGAUGUGGAGGAAUACCUGAAGGCCAAGGCCAGAGCCCAGGAGUCCGACUCUGACCACCAGUGCAGCAGCCUUGAGUCUUCAGAUGAGCCUGCCAGCUCCGAUGCGCCCCAUGUCGUCCCCUGCAAAUUCAUCAUCUCACUGGCCUUCUCUGCGAAUACAAGUCAUAAAGGAAAAUAUGCAAGUGGGAUAGAAAAAUAUAAGAAACACCCUAAAAUGGACAGUCCUAUUGCAAAGCUUCGUCAGUUCUACCACAUUGAGUAUUUCCUCCUGCCAGAUGAUGGAGAACCUAAAAAAGUUGACAUAGUGCUGUUUCCAUCGUUGGCCAAAUUGUUCCUGGAGUCAGGAGUGAAGACCGUGAAGCCGUGGCUCGAAGGUGACAAAGUCUGGGUGUCGUGGAUGCAAACUUUUAGCAUCAACGUGACAAAGGAAUUCUUAAAGAAAAUAAAUUUUCACAAAAUCACCUUGAGACUUUGGGACACCAGGGACAAUGUUUCCAAAAAAGUCAGGUAUUACCGAAUAAGGAUGACUGGCUACUCAGACGACGUGGGAUCUCUUGAUAAGUCAGAGGAAGUGAGGCAUUUGGUUUUAAAUCAGAGAAGAUUAUCUGAACAGAGCACUGAGAAAGCCACCAUUUUCAGAGAGGAGUGGAAUCAGAAGUAUCCACCAGGAAAUCAAGAAAAAACAGAAAAACAUUCAAAGUCUUUGCAAGGUUUUCACCAAGCAGAGCUUGAAACGUCUUCCAAGAACGGUGAGGAAUAUGAAAAGUCACUCAAAUCGGAUGAUCCUUCCACAGUCCGAUGGAGUUCUCCAAGAACACCAACUGUUUCUUUGGCAGGAGCAACCAUGAUGGAGAUCAAGGAAUUACUUGAGAGAGCAUCAUUUAGCAGCUUCACAAACAUGUUAGACAGACAAAAGUCUCAAAUUAAAGGGAAAGAUUCAGAGGGAAGAAAGAAAAGCCAGAAGAAAAGUAUAAAGUCUCGAGCAGAAGAAGAAAUCGAUCCCAAGCUGGCAGACCACUGGAAGCAGAGCACCUUCUCCAUCCAGCUGGCAGUGAUGCCUCUCCUUGCUGAGGCUGUGCGUGCCCGUGUACUGCAAGUACCAGUUCCAUAAGACUCCGGUUCACAGGACUGAGGGGGCACCCCAUGGAACCCACAUUUGCUUGCAAGACAUCAAUGUCAUCUUCCUUGGGGCGAUUCACCCCAGUGACCUGAGGGAAUACCUGGAGGGCCCCCCUAUGGUGGUAGAAGUUCAUGACCGGGACCGCAAGUCAGAAGAGUAUUCUCGGAAGCCCACACUGUUUGGGGAGGAUCCCCUGGAUUCAUACCUCAAUUUCCAGGCCCUCAUCUCUCCCAGAGACACAGAGAACAACCCAUUUGAAUCCCAGAAUAAGAUAUGGGACCCUUAUGGGGUUGCCCGGGUCAGUUUUGCUGACCUCCUCCUCGGCCACAAGUACUUGAACCUGGUUGUCCCCAUCCACAGCUGUGAGGUUAAGCCCAC
Messenger RNA from Carlito syrichta (Philippine tarsier), 1598 nucleotides. It is a transcript of the gene CFAP92, whose product is annotated as KIAA1257 ortholog. The record is from RefSeq and is a predicted model, not a curated record. The transcript is spliced from 8 exons. Lineage: Eukaryota; Metazoa; Chordata; Mammalia; Primates; Tarsiidae. Bases 6 to 1211 code for a protein of 401 amino acids.